GCUGUCUGAACAUUUCAUGUUGGCAUGACAAGGUUUCUCUGUCGGGCGCGGAAGUGAGAUAAGUGACGUAGAUAGAGAGAGGAGAGAGAGAGAGCCAUGAAAAUUCGCAAGAGGUCCUAUAUUCAGCUUCAACAAGCAUGCCUAUUGUCUCCCUCCACAUCUCCUCCAUUUUCGCUCAUUUUCUCAGUCAUUCCCAAAAAAAGUCCCAAUUCCCUCUCUGCCAUUCCCUGUUUCCGCCUCAGUUUCCUUUCUUUCUGCAAUACCAUCCAAAUCCAUCACCCUCAACCCAAAUUCACAGCAAAUGCGAAUUCUCUAGGGUUUCCUUUUCAUCCAAACUCAUUUUUUGUCGCAUUAGUCAAUUCAUUGAUGGUUUUUACAGGAUACAGAUAAGAUUACAGUUGGAUAAACGGCCACAUAUAUUGCUUUGUCGAUUUGAUUUCCUUUUUUUGAUGUUGAUUGGGAUCGGAUACAGCAAGCGAAGAUGCAUUUCGAGAGUUUCGACGCUUCGCCGAUAUUUCGGCAACAAGAAAACAAGUUUCAAUUUGCAAAACUCGAUGAUUCGCCUAUGUUCCGCCAACAGAUCCAAGGUUUGGAAGAAAGUGCUGAAGUAUUGAGGGAGAGAACUUCAAAAUUUUAUAAAGGAUGCCGAAAGUACACGGAAGGGCUUGGAGAAGGAUAUGACAGGGAGAUUGCAUUUGCAUGUGCUCUUGAAGCUUUUGGAGGGCAUAGUGAUCCAAUUUGUGCUGCUUUUGGAGGCCCUAUCAUGACCAAAUUCGCAAUUGCUUUGAGAGAAAUUGGAACCUACAAGGAAGUUCUUCGAUCAAAGGUAGAGCACAUGCUAAAUGAUAGGUUACUACAAUUUGUCAAUGUUGACUUGCCUGAUGUCAAGGAAGCUCGGAAGCGUUUUGACAAGGCUAAUGCUAUAUACGACCAGGCGCGUGAGAAGUAUCUAUCAUUGCGGAAAAGUACUAGGAUGGAUAUAGCUGCUGCCAUAGAGGAGGAACUUCACAAUGCAAGAUUGACGUUUGAGCAAGCACGCUUCAAUUUGGUUGGUGCUCUUGCUAAAGUUGAGUCAAAAAAGAGGUUUGAGCUUUUGGAGAUUGUUAGUGGUACAAUGGAUGCUCAUCUUCAUUACUUCAAACAGGGAUACGAGCUAUUGCAUCAACUGGAACCUUAUAUCAACCAGGUUUUGGCUUAUGCACAACAAUCAAGAGAAAGUUCCAGGUAUGAGCAGGCAACACUUAAUGAGAGGAUCAAAGAGUACAAAAGGCAGGUUGAUCGAGAAAGUAGGCAGUCCUUGAUUCUUUCUCAUAUUUCCCCCAAUGGAGAUGCUAGGAAGCCAUUCCCCAGAAGUUCUCAUAAAGAGAUAAAGGCGGUGAUGCAGUCUGCUGCAGAAGGAAGGGUUCAAACCAUCAAACAAGGAUACCUCUCAAAACGUUCCUCCAAUUUGAGGGGUGACUGGAAGAGAAGAUUUUUUGUUCUUGAUAAUCGAGGCAUGCUAUACUACUAUCGCAAACAAUGGAGCAGGCCCUUUGGAGGUGGGAGUCAACUUCCUGCACACAGGAACAAUGCCUCUGAAGCUGGUUCUGGGCUGCUGAGUCGGUGGCUGUCGUCUCAUUACCACGGUGGUGUACAUGAUGAAAAAGCUGUCGCACGCCACACUGUGAACCUGCUGACAUCAACAAUUAAGGUUGAUGCAGAUCAGUCAGAUUUGAGGUUCUGCUUCAGGAUAAUUUCACCAACAAAGAACUAUACUUUGCAGGCAGAGAGUGCACUGGAACAAAUGGACUGGAUCGAAAAAAUAACUGGAGUGAUUGCUUCAUUGUUGAGUUCCCAGGCACCUGAGAGGCGUUUGACUGCUAGUCCGACGGUAACUGGUUGUCAUGGAUCUCUCAGCUAUAGUAGUUCCAUUGGAAGUUCCUCUGAUUUUGGUCAAAGGGCAAUUGGACAACAUCUGGCUGAUGACCUAAGCUCUAGGAAUUUGGUUCGUGCAUCUAGAAGUUUACAACAGCUACCGUACAGUGAAAAAAGUGAGAAGUCACUUGAUGCUUUAAAAAGAGUGCUUGGAAAUGAUAAAUGUGCUGAUUGUGGUGCACCCGAACCAGAGUGGGCUUCUUUAAACCUAGGCGUGAUUAUCUGCAUUGAAUGUUCCGGUGUUCAUCGUAACCUUGGGGUGCAUAUAUCUAAAGUAAGGUCGUUAGCACUUGAUGUUAAAGUGUGGGAACCUUCUGUAAUCAAUUUGUUUCAGGCACUGGGUAAUACCUUUGUGAACUCAAUAUGGGAGGGGUUGUUACCUGCACAAAGAACUUUUCAGGCUGAUGAAAUACCUAUCAAGUUUUUUGAGUAUGAUAAAAAACAGUUUUUUAGCAAGCCCAGCCAUGAUGCUCAUAUUUCAAUAAAGGAGAAGUUCAUUAAUGCAAAGUAUGCAGAAAAACGUUUUGUUCACAGAGGAGAGGACAAUCAGCACCUUCUUUCAGUGGCACAACAGUUGUGGGGAAGUGUCCAUGCUAAUGACAAGAAAGCAGCUUAUCGCCUUAUUGUGACUUACGAAGCAGAUGUUAAUGCCAUCCAUGGGCAAGCUUCAUCUGGUACAUCAUUAAAUUUGUCCAAAGCAAUGCAAUGUCAAGCGCACGGAGAAAGUCCUGAUGCCUACUUCGACUGCUUAACUGAUUUAACGGAUUCCUCGAGCUCUUUUUCUUCAGUUAGAGAAAGCAAAGAUGAGUUCAUAGCUGAAUUUCUUGAUGAUGAAUUUCUUGACGGCUGUUCCCUACUUCACCUUGCCUGCCAAGCUGCUGAUAUUGGCAUGGUAGAGUUGCUCCUGCAGCAUGGUGCAAAUGUAAAUGCUUCUGAUUCAAGAGGGCAGACACCACUGCAUCAUAGUAUUAUCAGAGGAAGAAUUGCAAUUGCAAAACUUCUUCUUACUAGGGGAGCUGAUCCACAUGCUUGUGACAGAGAAGGUAAAACACCUCUUCAGCUUGUCACGGAAACUUGUGACGAUAUUGAAAUCCUUGCUCUCUUGAAAAACCCGAACAGAUAGCAUUGUGUACGAUAUUGAUCACUUUAAGGCUGCCCAUUUAGAAGUCUUGGAAUGGCAUGGAGGAUUUUGACCAUUUGAAGUCUCGGUAAGGAAAGAAAUGAUUUUUGUAUCAAAAUGAAACCCCGCUAGACAGGAAUGGCCAAUAUUAGUUGGGGAUUCAGAGGAGUUGGGCUACUUUGCAAUGUGGGGGUGAUGUGCAUAUUCCGAUUUCAAACACCCACAAUUUACCUCUGGAUUGAGAGCUUUGGCAGGCUGUGUUUGUAAUAAUAUGUAAUAUAUUUAUAUAUUACAUUUGAUUUAUUCUUUUACUGGUGAGGGUAUUUGGGAGGUGUUGUAAAAUUAAAUGGUUAAUUCUAUGAUUGUACAUACAUGUCUUCUGCUGUUUAAAUCUGAGAGGGAAAAGCUUCAUUUGGGUCAUGAUUCUAUGUAUAAUGAAGCUGAAAUGUUGUUUUCUAAAAUUUAAUUAUAAUUAGCUCAAAAGGCACAAGGUUUGACAACCA
Molecule: messenger RNA, 3537 nt
Organism: Camellia sinensis
Lineage: Eukaryota; Viridiplantae; Streptophyta; Magnoliopsida; Ericales; Theaceae
Product: ADP-ribosylation factor GTPase-activating protein AGD1
Cellular component (GO): cytoplasm
Molecular function (GO): GTPase activator activity; protein binding
Source: RefSeq, a predicted model, not a curated record